Molecule: messenger RNA, 2465 nt
Organism: Sesamum indicum (sesame)
Lineage: Eukaryota; Viridiplantae; Streptophyta; Magnoliopsida; Lamiales; Pedaliaceae
Product: E3 ubiquitin protein ligase DRIP2
Molecular function (GO): ubiquitin-protein transferase activity
Source: RefSeq, a predicted model, not a curated record
UGCUUCAUGCUAAUUGUAACAGCAAAGCUUCUUCUUCUUCUCUCUCUCCUCUCUCUCUCUCUCUCGAUUUCGACUCCCAAACCCCCCCACAGAUAUACACACAGAUCAUCGAGGAGAAGCCACCACACAAGGCUGAAGCCCACGUUCUUCUUUGCCCCAAAUCACCUCUUCCUGACUCCUCCUUCCUCAGAUUUGCAGAUAGAUUAGAGGUAUAAGGAAUGGACGUAAAUCCCACCCCUCAUGCCUCGCUGCUAGCAUGCACCGCAUAAGAUAUACGUGGGUUCCAGGCCAAUAGUGUUGUUUCGUUGAUUUUGGUGUGAAUUGGAUAAUACGAUGUCGCAUCAGGUGGUGAAAGUGAGGCGGGAGGCGGUGGCGCCAUGCAUGACAUGCCCUCUCUGCCACAAGCUCUUCCGCGACGCCACCACUAUUAUCGAAUGCCUCCACACAUUUUGCCGGAAAUGCAUAUACAAGAAGCUCUCAGAUGAGGAAUUGGAGUGCUGUCCAAUAUGCAACAUUGAUUUGGGAUGUGUUCCACUGGAAAAAUUGAGGCCUGACCAUAAUUUGCAAGAUGUGAGGGCAAAAAUAUUCCCUUAUAAGAGGUUAAAGGUGAAAGCCCCUGAAGUUGUGACUCCUGUUACAUUACCUGCAAAGAGAAAGGAAAGAUCUCUCUCGUCAUUGGUUGUUAGCACCCCCAGAGUAUCAACACAGAGUGGAAUGACUGGAAGAAGAUCAAAAUCUAUUGCAAGAAAAGCAUCGAAGGGUUCAAGUUUUACAAUAGAGAAACCUGUUAAGAAAGAAGAUGACUCAUUGGAGGACCACCCUGAGAGCUCCAGCUCACCAGAGACACUGAACAAAUUUACUCAGAGUACGAGACAGAACUCUGCUGCUAGUGAGCCGUCAAAUCACCCUAGUCCUGAUAAGGGAAGAGAGAACGGAUCUGAGGCUUGGGAAGGAAAAGUGGAUCUUUGGAAACCUUUAAAUUGUUUGGUGGAGGCAGCAAAUAGGAGCAAGUCAUCAAAAUUUAGUAUUCAAGGUUCUAUUGGUAAAUCAGAAGCUCUACAUUCCCAUGACAACGAGGGAUUUGUCAAUAAAACCAAAAGCAAAGAUAGGCAGAAAUCAAAAGUUCAAGAUGAGAAAAAUUGCAGCGAUGAUACUCCUCCAGAAUCAGAACGGCCUAAAAAGUUGCGCAGAGUUCGUCAAAAGAAGGCACGGAAUUUUGGAGAAUUCAGGGUUCCUCCUCAAGUCGUGCUCGAUGCUGCCAGUUCUAAAUUUGACCGCAAAAAUUACCCAAUUUGGUUCUCACUGGUCUCAGACGAACAGGAAGGAGAUGCACAACCCUUGCCUCAGAUUGCUGCAAGUUACUUAAGAAUAAAGGAUGGGAGCAUACCAGUUUCAUUUAUUCAGAAGUACCUCAAGAUGAAGUUAGACCUUGCCAGUGAAGAUGAGGUUGAAAUCAAAUGCAUGGGGCAGGUAGUGAUCCCUACAUUGACACUGAAUAAUCUGGUCGAUCUGUGGCUCCAUACAACUACUACAGAUAGAGUUUCGGCCACAAUUGGUUCAUCAGCAAAGGACUUCGUGAUGGUAUUGGGCUAUGCUCGCAAAAUUCCUGAUUCCUGAAAGCGCAUACCACAUUUUUUCCAGAGUCUCCAAUAAUCUCUAUAUUAUUUAAGUUUUGGUAACAGUUGCUUCUUCUUAGUUUUAAUGUAUGCUCAAGACGUGGCAAGCCGUAGUGUUUGAGAGUCGUGCACUUGAAGUACUUGUCUGUUUACUUAUCAUUGUAUUCUAUGCAAUUGUACACCUGGUGGAUUUCCAACUUGUCCUUUCCCUAGUCCCGGGUCAUCUUACAUUGGAUUGUUUGUUGUUACAUGAAUGACGCAAUGCCCCACACAGUACUUACAAUCAUGUUCCCUGUAUUUUUGCAUUGUACUAGAUGUUCCAUCCUUGCCAUCUUUGUUUUAUAUCAGUGGGUUCUUGUUGUAAUGUGUGAUGAACUGAGAAUAUAUGAUAGCAGAGGAUGGAUCUUUGUCGCACCCGUGAGCUGUGAUAUCUGUAAGCUGCGUCAGUAACAGUUGAAAUUGCCAAAGUUUCCUUUUACCAGUGCUUGAUAUGUUGCAUUACAUAUCCCAAGCUGUUGCUGCAUUCUUCACUCUUUGUUCUUCCUAUUUCUUUUGCUCCUCAAAGACACGAGUCUUAGUUUGAUUUUGUUUGAAAAAGAAAACAUUUGCCAUUCAUAUGUACUAUCACUAUCCAACACGAAAAAGGAAGAACUAUAGAUAUCGGAAAGAAAAACACGGCAUUAUAUAUAUACAAAAAGUUUAUACUACUUGAGUAGGGAGGGAGAACGUAAAAAUAUUCAAACCUUUGAUUUAAUAUCUGGGCAAUUUCUAUCCAAGAAAGUACCUAAUUCAUCGAAUUACCAUUCUAAUUCCUUGCCAAAAUUUUCAAAAGCACUAGAAAGUCGGAAC